Molecule: messenger RNA, 648 nt
Organism: Thelazia callipaeda (thelaziosis nematode)
Lineage: Eukaryota; Metazoa; Nematoda; Chromadorea; Rhabditida; Thelaziidae
Source: the annotation of a GenBank genome assembly
AUGGCUGAAGAUAGCGAUGAGGAGUGCGUGGCAAUCAAACUCCAAGAUGAAGAAUUCACUGGUUUGAUUAGCAAUAUCGGUGGCAGUAGUUUGGUCAGCAACGUUGCCAGCGGUAUUAUUCGUGACAGAAUUGGUGGGACUGCUGGUGACCUCUUCCAGGGAUUAAUGGGGCAGUUUGGUGCAGAAAGUCAGGGUCAAGGAAAUGGCAGUUAUGGGGGAGGAGGUUAUAAUGAAAGAGGUGGAUAUGGUUAUAAUCGAGGAAGUGCGUAUGGUGGCGAGGGUUACAAUCAGAGAGGUGGAUACGGUGGCUACGAUAGUAGAGGAUAUGAUAAUGAAGAGAGAUAUAAACGCGAAGAGUAUAAUAAUGAUACUGGUAGUGGAAUCGGUCUCGUUGGAAAUCUUAUCGGUGGAAUACUAAGCGGUGGAAAGACUAGCAACAUUGGUAGCGGUGGUUACAAUGAUAAUUACAGUAAUCAACCAAAUAAAUUUGGUAAACAUGCAGCUAGAAUAAUGAUGAGUACACCUCCGGGUAAAGGUAGUGGAAUUAUCGUUUAUGACAGCGAAUUCAUUAUAAUUUCAACUUUCGUAGAUUCUCCUUCUUGUCCAAUUAUGACUUCAGUCAUAAUCGCCAUUUUCUUAUGUAUUUAA